Molecule: messenger RNA, 4358 nt
Organism: Clupea harengus (Atlantic herring)
Lineage: Eukaryota; Metazoa; Chordata; Actinopteri; Clupeiformes; Clupeidae
Gene: ret
Product: ret proto-oncogene receptor tyrosine kinase
Biological process (GO): cell surface receptor protein tyrosine kinase signaling pathway; multicellular organism development; homophilic cell-cell adhesion
Cellular component (GO): plasma membrane; signaling receptor complex
Molecular function (GO): transmembrane receptor protein tyrosine kinase activity; calcium ion binding; ATP binding
Source: RefSeq, a predicted model, not a curated record
UGCCUCAGACGUCCAGCUGCCCAGCCUGCAGUGACCAACCCAUCUAUGGGAUACCGGGACUUAGGACUUUGGCUGUUUGACUGCCAAACACAUUUUCUGAUCUGAAAGCUACAGAAGACCCUUCAAUAGAAUACACUGCUGAACAAGUUCUUUUGGGAAUUUUUUCACCUAUGGUUACUAAGUAUGGAAACAACGCGUGGCAUAUUUUGGGGAGAAAUCGUACUGGUACUCCUUUCCGUCUGUAAAGGUGCUUCAGGCCUGUACUUCCCGCAGAGUGAUUACUCCGAGAGCAUUUACAUCGGGCAGCCUGCUGGGUCGCCCGUGCUUCAGGUCUUCGCCAUGCGGGACAAGGACUCCGAGAGGCCCCACUUCUACCUGUGCUGGCAGAACCCUUCAAGAGCUCCGCACUACGCAUCCUGGUUCCACAUGGAUGAGGCCACAGGAAUGAUCAGCAUGAAUAAAACACUGGAGUGGGACGACUUCGGCUCUGUGUAUCCAAGCUCCAUGAUGUCCUUCAAGAAGCUCAGCCUGAAGGCUAUAUUCGCCAUUGGACCAGUGCAGAGAGCCAGCUGCCACCUCCGGAACACAGUGGGGAUCAACCUCAUCUUCAUCAACGCCACAGCGCCCCCUUGUGACGAGAUCACGCUGGAGAAGCUCUGUUUCCCCGACAAGGAAGUGACCCCUCACAUCACAGAGAACCGUAUGCCUGGGCCGCUGUACCAGCUGAGGAGGCUGACCAGAUCCCACCUGUGCCUCAACUACACCAUCAGCUAUGGUGUUGAUGCAGACGAUCCAGUGCCAUUCGAGGUGAACGACACCACCUCUGAACUGCUGGUGACGAGGCCUGUGGACCGGGAGGAGAGGGAGAUGUACCGCAUGCAGAUCGUCUGCAAAGUGGAGACGGGGGAGACCAUCAACAAACUGUUCCUCCCUAUGCACGUGAACAUCUACGACGAGAACGACAACCCGCCAUACGUCAACGGCACAGACACCGAGGAUGUGGUGGUGGAGUUCAAUCGAAUGAAAGGGGCUGUUUUUGGAAACUUGUCUGUUUAUGACAGGGACACCACACCAAUCUACCCGAAAGAUCACCCUCAGAACAAGCUUACUGGUACCAUGAUCACAAAUGACACCUGGACCAAAAACAUGUUUAUCGUGGACCACUCAUUCCGAGAAGAAAAGGCCAUUUUUGGGAAUGUGCGGGGCACCAUCCAUGAGUACAAACUGAUCCUCAAUAAGAACCUGUCCAUCCUGGAGAACAGAUCCUUUCAAAUGGACUAUCUGUUAAAGGACUUAUCAUACGAAGGGGGGGACGUGAACGUGAUGCUGCACUUCAACAUCACCAUUCUGCCCGUGCCCAUUCGCUUCACCAACGUCAGCUAUGUGUUCACCGUCUCAAGAAAAUCCACUAUGUUCUCAAAGAUUGGAAGGGUCUGUGUGGACAACUGCCAGAAAUUUCAGGGCAUUGACGUGGAAUACCAGCUGGAGAUUGUCGACAGGAACACGUCAGUAGACUUGCAGUCCUGCUUCUCAGCGGUGGGCAUUGGCCGCAGCCUGAGGGACGUUUCAGGGAUGUUGUACGUGAACGACACUGAGGUGCUUCGUCGGGCCGAAUGCCAAGAACUUCAAUAUGUUGUGGUCGCAACGGAGCAGCAGCUGCAACUGCAGGCCAGGACCCAGCUGCUUGUCAUCUUUGAAGAUGAAUAUGCUCAGGAGGAGUUUGUGGACCAGCGCAUGUUGUCAUGUGCGGAGAAGAGGAAACGAGGGGAAUGUGAAGCAUUCCGGGGACUGGGAACGCCAACAGGGAGAUGCCAGUGGAGACAAAGCACAGAUAAAGGCAUAUCGCAGAAUUACUCCACCUGCUCUCCAGACCUGCGAACCUGCCCUGAUGGUUUCUGUGAUGUAGUGGAAAGAAAAGAUACAAUAUGUCCUCAGGACUGCACAAGGAACACUAUUAUUGGGGGACACGAGGCAGGCCUGAUGUUUGGAAUCAAAGCUGGCUAUGGAACCUGCUACUGCUUCUCAGAGAAAUGCUUCUGUGAAAAGGAUGACAUAGAGGAGGCCAUGUGUGACGAUGUCUGCAAGACCAUCAUCGCCACGGCCGUGCUCCUCUCCUUCGUCGUCUCCAUCCUCCUCUCCUCCUACUACAUCCACCGCUACCACAAGAACACGCCCAAGCCGCCCAUCGCCUCUGCGGAGAUGACCUUCCGCCGGCCCGCCCAGUCCUACCCCAUCAGCUACUCGGCCAAUAACAUGCGGCGAGGCUCUCUGGACUCCAUGGAGAACCAAGUGGCCAUCGACAACUUCAAAAUACCGGAGGAUCCAAAAUGGGAGUUCCCACGUAAGAAUCUGGUGUUGGGUAAGACUCUCGGAGAGGGAGAGUUCGGAAAGGUGGUGAAGGCAACAGCAUUCCGACUGAAGGGGAAAGCUGGAUACACCACUGUUGCUGUUAAAAUGUUGAAAGAAAAUGCCUCUCACAGUGAACUUCGUGACCUCAUGUCUGAGUUCACCCUGUUGAAGCAGGUCAACCAUCCACAUGUCAUAAAGAUGUAUGGAGCCUGCACCCAAGAUGGUCCACUGUAUCUGAUCGUGGAGUAUGCCAAGUAUGGGUCUCUGCGUAACUUCCUGCGAGAGAGCCGGAAGGUGGGGCCCAGCUACAUGAGCAACGAUGGCAACCGUAACUCUAGCUACCUGGAGAACCCAGACGAGAGGGCACUCACCCAGGGCGACCUGAUCUCCUUCGCUUGGCAGAUUUCAAGAGGCAUGCAGUACCUGGCAGAAAUGAAGCUUGUUCACAGAGACCUUGCUGCAAGAAAUGUUUUGGUUGCUGAAGGACGGAAGAUGAAGAUUUCAGACUUUGGCUUGUCACGAGACGUGUAUGAGGAAGACUCCUAUGUUAAGCGAAGCAAGGGUCGCAUUCCUGUGAAAUGGAUGGCAAUAGAGUCUCUGUUUGAUCACAUCUACACAACCCAAAGUGAUGUCUGGUCAUUUGGUGUUCUUCUGUGGGAGAUCAUGACUCUUGGAGGAAAUCCCUACCCAGGCAUCGCACCUGAGAGGCUCUUCAACCUUCUGAAGACAGGCUACCGCAUGGAAAAACCAGAGAACUGCUCUGAAGAAAUGUACAAUCUGAUGCUUCGAUGCUGGAAACAGGAAUCCGACAAACGAUCAACAUUCACAGAGAUCAGCAAGGAGUUGGAGAAGAUGAUGGUGAAAAGUCGAGAUUACCUGGACCUGGCGGCUUCCACGCCAGCCGACGCCCUCCUCUACGAUGACGCCCUCUCUGAAGAGGACACACCACUAGUGGACUGUAAUAACGCCCCACUCCCUCGAAACCUCCCCUCCACUUGGAUUGAAAACAAGCUCUAUGGCAUGUCAUACCCGAACUGGCCAGAGAGGAGCCCGGUACAGCUCAACAGACUUGAUGGCACUAACCCUGUCUUUUCAAGAUAUGCCAAUGAUAGUGUUUAUGCAAACUGGAUUGCUUUGCCUACGUCUGCAAAAAUUGUGGACAAGCUUGACAGUUAAAAGCAAAAACAGUUUAUGGAAAAGACUCAAACAACUGGACAGAUGUGUAUAUUUAUAAAUAUAUAUAUAUAUAUUGGAAGAAAUGAUGUGUACAUAUUCCCUGAUGCUAAAGGUGGUUCCCUUUUAUUUCUGUUGCACGAGCAAUUCAAAAUGGAGAUGAAGGUUACAGUGCACAGCCGAAUGGCUGGAACCUCCUAUACUGUGCCAUGCUUCAAGCAGCACCUUGGUAUGUCAUUCGUUACCUCAAGGUCCUGUCGGCCAUCUUGUAUUAUUGCAUGACUGUGUACACGGUUCAAUGUCCAUGUUAAUGUCUUUCAAGUGCCUGUGCAGCUUCUAUUAUAUCCUCCAGUUUAAACAAUAAAACUGUUUAGGCCUAAGAAGAUCUAGUUGCCAGUCCAGGAAUGAAAGGGAGCGUCUUUUCCAUCAUUUACUUUUCAAAGUUGUGUGUGGAUGAGGGUAGAGAAGAAAUGACGCAGCAUUCAUCUGGGGAAGGUGCAAAAAAACAAAAAAUAAAAAAAUGAAAUGACAGGAUAUUGAAGGGAAAUUAUUUAUUUUUCUUAUUUUUUUAAGUUCCUUUAAAAAAUAUUCCAGAUGGGAUUUGCCAAAGAUAUUUGUUUUCAAUAAUUUCCUCAACUUGUCAAAAAGCAGUUAUUACAUGCUCUGUGAAGGAUGUCUCGACCAUUAUGGUUAUGUCCAGGUAGUAUCAUGUUAUGAUUUACUGUUGACUUCCCUGUGCAGUUUCUUUGUGCAACAGAUGUGAAUGAGUGGGAUUACCAAUUAUGUUGUUAAUAACAUGAUAACGUCACCAUCAAUAAAAAUGUUAAGGUAUGUUG